AUGACUCUGUGGAACGGUGUGCUGCCCUUCUACCCUCAGCCCCGGCACGCCGCCGGUGCCAGCGUCCCACUACUCAUCGUCAUCCUGGUGUUCUUGGCCUUGGCUGCCAGCUUCCUACUCAUCUUACCCGGGAUUCGUGGCCACUCGCGCUGGUUCUGGUUGGUGAGACUUCUCCUCAGCCUGUUCAUAGGAGCAGAAAUUGUGGCGGUACACUUCAGCGCAGAAUGGUCAGUGGGCAGAGUUAGCACCAAUACAUCCUACAAGGCCUUCAGUGCGGCACGCGUCCGAGCCCACGUCGGUCUGCACGUGGGCCUGGAGGGCGUUAAUGUUACACUCACAGGGACCCCAGUGCAGCAGUUGAACGAGACCAUCAACUACAACGAGCAGUUCAUUUGGCGGAUGGGCGAAAACUAUGCUGGGGCGUACACGGAGGCACUGCAGAAGGGGCUGCCGGACCCAGUCCUCUAUCUGGCGGAGAAGUUCACUCCGAGCAGCCCCUGCGGGGUUUACCGCCAAUACCGCUUGGCGGGGCACUACGCCUCGGCCACGCUGUGGGUGGCGUUCUGCUUCUGGGUCCUCUCCAAUGUGCUGCUCUCCAUGCCGGUCCCGCACUACGGAGGCCUGGCUCUCCUGAUCACCGGCGCCUUCGCACUCUUCUCCGUCUUCGCCUUCGCCUCCAUCUCCACCGUGUCUCUCUGCCAGCUCCGCCUUGGCUCCUCCGAGCUCACCACUCACUACGGUGCCGCCUUUUGGAUCACGCUGGCCACGGGCAUUCUGUGCCUCCUCCUCGGAGUGGCGGUGCUGAGACUCCACUACGCUCGGCCCAGCGCUCUUCGCACCCUCUUGGAUGGAAGCGUCAAGGGCCUCGAAAGUCAGGCGAAAGGGAGCUCUCCUCUCAUCCUCAACAACCCACUGCAUAAGCAGUUCUGGGCCUCAGACUUAAACAUCAGUACUAACCUGUGAAAGGGACUCAACCUCGGACUCCUACUCUGCCUUGGUCCCCCCCAGGCGGGGGAGCAGUGCCCACCGGGCCUGGAGAGCUCCGGGAGGGCACUGCGCUGGGGGCACCGGGGGGAAAAGGCCGGUGGCCUCAGAUAAGAGUCUCCCAGGGUGAGCUGUAAAUACA
Molecule: messenger RNA, 1126 nt
Organism: Kogia breviceps (pygmy sperm whale)
Lineage: Eukaryota; Metazoa; Chordata; Mammalia; Artiodactyla; Physeteridae
Gene: DUOXA2
Product: dual oxidase maturation factor 2
Biological process (GO): protein transport
Cellular component (GO): endoplasmic reticulum membrane
Source: RefSeq, a predicted model, not a curated record